Molecule: messenger RNA, 706 nt
Organism: Orussus abietinus
Lineage: Eukaryota; Metazoa; Arthropoda; Insecta; Hymenoptera; Orussidae
Exons: 4
Coding region: 260-706 (148 amino acids)
Source: RefSeq, a predicted model, not a curated record
AAAUGCGUACUAUCAGUAAUUUUUAAAUAUUUGCAUUAUGAUGUAACAAAAUGCCAUACCGGUUUAAAGUGUUUUCUGGACUCAAUAUAGAUAUUUGGUUCAAAUACUUUCGAUCACAAGACCCAACAGAGCACAUACAUUUUUGUGCAAUAAAGUUCAACAUAGUCUCUUUUUUUCAGUCGUCUUCUUUUGCGUUUAAUUUAUCAUAAAUUCCUUAUCGUAUUCCUUAUCGUUACAGGAUAAGUGUGAUAAGCUUCAAAUGAAAAUUCGAGAAUAUGAAUUGCGAGAGAAAGAAAGUCGCACAAAGUAUAGACAGGAACUAUUCCGUGAGUUACAAGAACAAGCGUCUCAGGAAGAAUCAGACGAUGAAAUAAAUGAUACUGAUCACAAGCCACGGAAACAAAAAUCUGUUACGGUAAAAAAAUGGAAAUCAAAACUUAACGACGUUGAUAGUAAACCACUCUAUGAUGUGUCCAAUGUUACUGACGAUAGUAUAGUGGAUGACGAUGUUACUAAAGACCCAGACUGGAAAAAAACUCCUCUUUAUAAGAGGAUUCGAACACUUUGGACGAGGUUAACAUUAUUCACUGACUUUUCUACUGACCCGACGCCCGUGAAAGCAACGAAGAGAUCAAGGAAGUCAAAAAAGCCGGAUGAAGAGAAACAAACCUUUUUAGAUGUAACAACGACGUUAGAAUCAAUUUAA